Molecule: messenger RNA, 2282 nt
Organism: Atta colombica
Lineage: Eukaryota; Metazoa; Arthropoda; Insecta; Hymenoptera; Formicidae
Product: T-box protein H15-like
Exons: 7
Coding region: 1-1809 (602 amino acids)
Biological process (GO): positive regulation of DNA-templated transcription; cell fate specification; regulation of transcription by RNA polymerase II
Cellular component (GO): nucleus
Molecular function (GO): DNA-binding transcription factor activity, RNA polymerase II-specific; RNA polymerase II cis-regulatory region sequence-specific DNA binding
Source: RefSeq, a predicted model, not a curated record
AUGUUGCUGGAGUCGCGAGGCCUCGCCGGUAGGAAGAGAAACGGACUGACACUGACCUCGUUCGGCGACGGUGGCGGCGGUGGUGGCGGAGGUGGCGGAGGUGGCGGUGGUGCCGGAGGAGCCGGCAGCGAGGAGGACGACGAGGAAUCUCGACAUCACCUCUAUCUGGGCAGGAAGAUGCAGGGCGAGGGCACCGCCGCCUCCGCGGUAUCUACCGGGCUAUCCGGGUGCGCUGGCGAUGACGGCGACGAGAGCUCGAGCCCGUCGCCGAACAGCAGUCUCCUGAAUAAUCUCAAUAAUAAUUGUAACUCAAAUCGUCAAUGCGCAACCGACUUCAGCAUCGCUGCGAUCAUGCAGCAACAGCAACAGCAACAGCCGCAGCAGCAACCGCAACAACCGCACCAUCAUAAACAUUCGCAACAGCAGGCCGUCGGAGGCGGAAAGUUGCAUCAACACGAAAGGGAAGCCAGCGGUUCUGGGGUCGCUCGAGGUGCCCCGCCAGUCUUGGAGACGAUCAAUCCGGAGGACGAGCCGGAAACGGACGAUACCGGAAGCACAAGUGGAAACGGUGUUUCGCCGGUGACGAAUCCUCUGCUCCAAGAACGCUCGAAUUGCGAGGAGCUCAGGCAUGUGGUGUGCCACCUCGAAACCAAGGAUCUUUGGGAUAAAUUCAACGAGCUCGGCACGGAGAUGAUCAUCACAAAGACUGGCAGGCGGAUGUUUCCGACGUGUCGUGUCUCAUUCAACGGGUUGAAGGCGGACAGUCGAUACGCGGUCCUGAUGGAUAUUGUACCGGUCGACAAUAAAAGGUAUCGGUACGCAUAUCACAGGAGCUGCUGGUUGGUGGCCGGAAAGGCGGAUCCGCCGGCGCCAGCCCGACUCUACGUCCAUCCGGAUUCACCUUUUACGGGCGAGCAGCUCCGAAAGCAGGUCGUCUCCUUCGAGAAAGUCAAGCUCACUAACAACGACAUGGACAGGCAUGGACACCUGGUGCUGAACUCCAUGCACAAGUAUCAACCGAGGAUCCACCUGGUGAAGCGACCAGACUCGGGCACAACGAAGCCGAUCGUGGACCUCGAGAAGGAGCCGCAUAAGACCUUCAUAUUCCCGGAGGCCAUAUUCACCGCUGUCACCGCCUAUCAGAAUCAGCUCAUCACAAAGCUCAAGAUCGACAGUAAUCCGUUCGCCAAGGGCUUUCGGGAUUCUUCUCGUCUCACGGACUUCGAGAGCUUCCCUUUUAGGGAGACGAUGGAAUCAAUGCUGGCAGAACAGCAAACGUUGAGGUUUCCGCAUCGGCUUCCUUUCGAAAUGGAACAACUCCAGGCAGGCGCCGUGAACAAUCUCAGUCUCGAGGAGAAAGCAUUGUGGGCUGCGCGUUCUCAGAUGCUGCUGAGAGCGGCGGCGGCCGUAGCUGCUACCAAUCCUUACGCCCAGUUGGUUAAUCCCACUUUGGUCUAUCCGGGUGCUUCAGCCGCGGGCACCAGCCAUCAACAGCAACAACAUCAACAGCAACAGCAACUAGGUCAUUUAUGGUGGGCCUCUUCGAUUGGAUCUACUAUCUUUGCAGCGGCACAUCAUCAACAACAGCUGGUCGCGUCCAGUUCCCAGCAGAAUACAACAGGCCCCGCGGCCCCUCGACCACUCUAUCCAUCGCCUCUUGCCUUGGGUCACAAUCGAUUCUCGCCCUAUCACACGACUGUCCCCAAGUCCUCAACGCCGGCUGCGCCGUCGCCGUCGCCGUCCAGAAGGGCCACGCCGUCGCCUACAGAUAGUCUCAGCAGGGAGGCUCAAGAUCUUUCACCGUCGUAGUCCUUCGUGGCUUCAUUAGGAAAACAAUGAUCGCGAUUUUCUUUUAGAGAAACUCGAUAAGAUCAAUUUCCUGUGGUUGAACUAGUGUACACUUUUGGAACUUAAAGUGAAAUAGGUAUAUGUUUGAUAUUUGGCAAAAAAAGGAAGAAGAGAGUUCUAGUACAGUCCCAUGCAGAUAAAUAAAAAACAAGUUUGAUGUCUCAAACGUGUUAUUAAGAUUACACUUUUUCUGAGCCUUUUCUCAUAUAGAAAAGGAAAUACAAUUGGAUUGUACAAUUGCGUUGCGUUUUUUAUGGAGGAAUCUAUUCCUUUCGAUGUGAUGAAAGUCAACUUUUCUCGACUAAGACCGAAAUGUAACAAUCAAUUCAUCUUGCAAUAUUCGUCUUCUUUCAUUGAAAAACUGACGAAACUUUUGCGCGCGCUGAUCGAUUUCCAUCGCAUUAUUUGAAAAAUAAUACAAAUAAAUGUAUAAA